GGCUGUUGCAGUCGCCCGCCCCUUCCGGCUCCGCCCCGUAGUGUGCUGGGAGAGCGAGCUGUCCUUCCCGGGGCGCGGCCUGGGCGACUAUGGUGCUCCCGAACAUCCUGAUUACCGGUACACCAGGAGUUGGAAAAACCACACUAGGCAAAGAGCUUGCAUGCAGAUCAGGACUGAAGUACAUUAAUGUGGGUGAUGUAGCUCGAGAAGGGGCAUUAUAUAAUGGCUAUGAUGACGAAUAUGAGUGUCCCAUUUUAGAUGAAGAAAAAGUGGUUGAUGAGUUAGAGAACCAGAUGGCGGAAGGUGGAGUUAUUGUUGACUACCAUGGUUGUGAUUUCUUUCCUGAACGGUGGUUUCAUGUAGUUUUUGUGUUGAGAACAGAUAACAGUAUAUUGUACAAAAGACUUGAAACAAGGGGUUACAAUGAAAAGAAACUAGGAGAAAAUAUCGAGUGUGAGAUUUUUCAAGUUCUUUAUGAAGAGGCCAUGCUAUCAUACAAGGAAGAUAUUGUGCACCAGCUGCCCAGCAAUACACCUGAAGAGCUAGAGGACAACAUAAACCAGAUCUUGAGAUGGAUCGAGCAGUGGGUCAAAAGUCAUAGCCCGUGACUGGUCACUUGGUGUUGCCUCUCUGCCUACCUUGUAGACACUACCCCCAAGUAUCUGUAUAAACCCAAACUAUGUGGAAGGCCCGGCAGGUAUUUUUAUGCCUGGGUUUCUUUUUCUCCUUGAGAAAGUUAAACAAUCACAGAUAUAAUGAAUACAAUAAUUAUUAAGCAUUUGAAAUACUCAGUUGCUAAACAAUAAAUCUGAU
Molecule: messenger RNA, 813 nt
Organism: Fukomys damarensis (Damara mole-rat)
Lineage: Eukaryota; Metazoa; Chordata; Mammalia; Rodentia; Bathyergidae
Gene: Ak6
Product: adenylate kinase 6
Exons: 5
Coding region: 90-608 (172 amino acids)
Cellular component (GO): nucleus; cytoplasm
Molecular function (GO): AMP kinase activity; ATP binding; ATP hydrolysis activity
Source: RefSeq, a predicted model, not a curated record